This is a messenger RNA of Colletotrichum karsti, 2892 nucleotides long. RefSeq lists its product as uncharacterized. Lineage: Eukaryota; Fungi; Ascomycota; Sordariomycetes; Glomerellales; Glomerellaceae. Gene Ontology annotation, molecular function: DNA binding; DNA-binding transcription factor activity, RNA polymerase II-specific; zinc ion binding. The record is from RefSeq and is a predicted model, not a curated record. Gene Ontology annotation, biological process: DNA-templated transcription; regulation of DNA-templated transcription. The transcript has 4 exons. Bases 1 to 2892 code for a protein of 963 amino acids.
AUGGCGACCGAGACUACGACGACCUCCGCCCUCACGGCUGCCCCCGAGGCCACGCCCACUACCGAAACGACUCCCGAUCUAUCAGCUCUGGCGACUGCGACUGCGACUGCGACUGCGACUGCGACUACGUCCGCGACCGCGACUGCAGACGAACUGGCCUCUACGUCUGAGGCCAAGCACGACGAGUCCGGCGCCGAGACCUCCUCAGAACAGGAGCAGGGCAAGAAGCGCUCUUCGUCGGUUGCCGACCUGAAAGACGGCGCGCCCCCGGCCAAGGUUACCAAGCGCAGAGCUGCCCGCGCCUGCGUGAGCUGCAGAGCCCGCAAGGUCCGUUGCGAUGUUGUUGAAGGUGCUCCCUGCGGCAACUGCAGGUGGGACAACGUCGAGUGCGUUGUUCAGGAGAGCCGUCGCCGAAAGAAGAACCUCCUGACAGCCAGCACGGCGGGGCACCAUGUUGUGGGAGCCGAGGCACAAUUACGCUCCAAGGGCGCAAACCCAAUCAACAUCCACAGCAGCGCGGAACUGCGCCGACCCAGCAAUGCCUCGGUGGCCUCGGUCAACGGAUCAAUCGCAGCAAAUCCUGUCGCGGCGACCACUGGUGUUGGCAUGGGUGCGACACCUAGCAUUGGCGCCGGAGCUGGAGCUGGACUUGGAGGAGUUGGAGUUGGAGUUGGAAUUGGGUCAGGCGUGCUUGGUGGCAUGUCGGUUCCCGGCGGCUCUUCUGACGGGCUUGAGGGUCACGUCCCUCACAUGAUCUAUCAACGAUCGGGCUACCGUCAUGACAGCGCAGCUCUGCUCACCAAGCUGCAGUCGGCUGCGGCCGCGGCGUCAGCAGACAACAACUCUCGCCGUUUGCUGUCCAAUCUGCUCGCCCAGGCUUCGCUCUUUGGUGGAAUGGGCAACGGUGGUGAUGGCCGAACGAGUCAAUUUCUCGCCUCUCUCGAAGAGCCUGACCUCCACGCCCAACUCCCGGCCUUUGUGAAACCACUUCCCGCCAAGAUCGCCCCAGAGGAUGUCACCUACCUUCACGCCAAGGGUGCCCUGUCUCUGCCUGCACUUCCGCUGCAGAAUGCCCUCCUGCAGGCCUACGUCGAAUACGUUCAUCCGUACAUGCCAUUGCUGGAGCUGUACGACUUCCUGGCCACCAUCAACGCCCAUGAUGGCUUGAAUGGUCAGAUCAGUCUGUUCUUGUACCAGGCUGUCAUGUUUGCCGCCACCGCCUUCGUCGACAUGAAGGUUCUUCGCGAAGCUGGUUACCCGACCAGAAAGGCUGCAAGGAAAGCCUUCUUCCAAAAGACUAGGCUUCUCUACGACUUCGACUACGAGUCGGACCGCCUCGUCCUCGUCCAGGCUCUUCUGUUGAUGACGUACUGGUACGAGACCCCCGAUGACCAAAAGGACACAUGGCACUGGAUGGGCGUCGCCAUCUCUCUGGCCCACACCAUUGGCCUCCACCGUGAUCCGGCUGCCACGAGUAUGCCGCUCAACAAGCAGAAGUUGUGGAAGCGCAUUUGGUGGUCGUGUUUCAUGCGCGACCGCCUCAUCGCUCUGGGCAUGCGCCGGCCCACUCGUAUCAAGGAUGAGGACUUCGACGUCCCGAUGCUUCAGGAGUCCGACUUCGAACUCGAGAUUCUGCCUGAGGACAACGGUGUUAUCCCUGCCGAGUGCACCCUCCUUCGCGAUGUUGCGAUGCAAAAGGAAUUGGCUGCUCUUUGCAUAUCCAAAGCUCAGCUGUGCAUAUGCAUCAGCCAUAUGCUUAAGGCCCAGUACUCUGUCCUCAUCCGGGACAAGAUGCGCCCGGAGAACACUGUCAACAGCACUAUGAUGCUGUUCCCCAACAAGAAGCUGGAUAACGUAGAGAGUGUCACUUCCGUUGAUUUGGAGCUCAUGGCCUGGGCGGACACCCUCCCACCCAUCUGCCAGUACAGGCCCUUGACCCCUCUGGAUGUCAAGAAUGGUCGUUCAACCAUUGCGGUUCAGCGCACGCUUCUGCACAUGGUUUACUACACUACCAUCUCGGCCUUGCACCGACCUCAAUUCUUGCCUUCGUCUCCUAUUCACGCGCCUACGACCUCCCGACAGGUGCAGGAGAUGUCUAGACUGCGCGUGCGAGAUGCGGCGAUGCACGUUACCCGAAUGGCGGCCGAGCUUCACCAGCUGCGCCUGGAGAGAUUCCUACCCACCACUGGUGUGACGGUUAUCUUGCCAGCAAUGAUUAUUCAUCUUCUGGAAAUGAAGAACCCUGUGUCGCAAUCCAGGGAUCGUGCCACGCGUGGAUUCCGUCAGUGCAUGCGCGUUAUGGAGAAGCUGCGCGAGAUCUACGCCGCGGCCGAUUACGCGACUGGCUUCCUCGACGCUGCCCUGCGUAAGGCUGCCAUUGACAUUAACCUCCAGCAGCCUACCGCGGCCAUGACCACGCAAAACCUCAAGCUGGCCGACCCGACUUUUGGCGCGCAAACUCCCCCGCCCGACAACCUACCCUACAUGACGUCUAGCGAGACCCUGUUCGCGGCGAAGCCUAACCCUCAACGCGACUUCCUCCCGCAGACGAUCAACGCUGCCGCUCUGGACUUGUCGGCCACGAGCCCGCCGCACACCGAGAACGAGUCUGCGAUGGGCGGCUUGACACCAAGCGCCAGCGGCGGUUCUGAGGAACCUGGUCCCCUGGACCUCGAAUUCCUCCAAAGCCAGGAAGAGAUCGACUGGAACGCCGUCACCGGCACUGAGUUUGACGUCGAUCAGUGGCUUCAGUUCCCUCCUGAAGGCGUCAACAACUCGGAUGAGGGCUUCAUGGCCAACGUCUUUGGCGAAGAGAGCAUGAAUGACGCCAUGAACUGGGCGUCCACCACAAAGGAGAACGAUGGUGCUGCUGAAAUCGCCACCCUCGCCUAA